Parascedosporium putredinis is the source of this 1047-nucleotide messenger RNA. NCBI's taxonomy places the organism in Eukaryota, Fungi, Ascomycota, Sordariomycetes, Microascales, Microascaceae. The record is from the annotation of a GenBank genome assembly.
AUGGAGACUUCCCUCAUCGUAGCCCUGGCAAAGCAGAUUGCUGCUGACACCGAGGUCCUCGAUGGCUACCUUAGCACGUCUCUCGUUCCGCUUGACGGCACCAUCACCAUGGAGGAACUUGGGGCUAAGACCUCGCUUGAUAUGGUCAACCUUGCCCGAAUCCUGCGCCAUGCCAUGACCAACAAUGUGUUCCAGGAGCCUAGCCCGGGCGUGAUCGCUCACACGGCAACAUCCAGACUACUCGCCGAGGACGAGAAUCUGCGGGCCUGGCUGGGCUUCCAUCUCGAGGAAAUCUUCCCCGCCAGUGCACACGUGCUUGAAGCUCUCAUCAAACAUCCCGAGGCAACAUCUUUAACCCGAACGGGGUUCAAAUUUGCCCACGGAACGGUAGACAAGGAGCCCAUGAUGGCUCAAGCUAUGGCGAGCCUGUCAAAUGGCGAGGGUUACGAGGUUUCCCACUUCGUAGCCAACUACGACUUGAGUGACAUUGACGCCAAACAGGGCACUCUUGUCGACGUUGGCGGCAGCCACGGGUUUGCCUGCGUUGAAAUUGGAAAGAAGUGGAAGAACAUCAAGUUUGUCGUCCAGGACCUCCAGCGAACCAUAGACACCGCACCGAAACCUCUCCACGCAGAAGAGCAGGUCGCGGAAAGGAUCGAGCUCGUGGCCCACGACUUUUUCACAGAGCAGGUCGCUAAAGACGCGGAUGUAUUUUACUUCCGCUGGAUCUUCCACAACUACUCUGAUCCGUAUGCGAUCAAGAUCCUCCGGUCCCUGAUACCGGCCCUGAAGCCGGGCGCCAAGAUUGUCAUCAACGACCACUGCCUCCGCCAACCCGGCUCCGAGAACCCGUGGGAUGAAAAGAUUAUGCGCAGCAUGGACCUCGUCAUGCUCUGCCUGCUAAACGCCCACGAGCGAACUGAGCCGCAGUUCGAGGCCUUGUUCCGGGCUGCCGACCCGAGGUUCAAGUUCAAGGGCGUUACUAGAGCUGCCGGUUGCCGUAUGAGCAUCAUCGAAGCCGUGUGGGAACCCGAAAGCGCGAUCUAG